ACGCUCAACUACCUGCUAACCUUCUAUCCUAAUUUGCGUCCUCCAUAACCUCGGCAAGCUGGAACUGUGCCAUGUCGUGUCCAAUCACUUCUCCCUAAUUAUUUUUUCGGCCUGCCUCUACCUUGAAGCCAUCCAUAGCUAACCUCUCACACCUCCACACUGGAUCAUCCAUACAUCUCCUUUGCACAUGCCUAAACCAUCUUAGUCUCACUUCACACAUCUUAUCCUCUUCUGUGGCGCUCCUACCUUGUACUGCAUAUAUUCUUUUCUAAAUCUAACGGACAGAGUUCGGUAAAAUAUUUGCAGAGACUAAAAGUAUUAACUUUUGAUAAACUUAAAGGACAAAGACUGUUAAGUUCAUACUUAAGGAACUACUUUGAACCCAUCCUCAACAUAAGGGACCAUUUUUGUCAUUUUUCAAGUCAAUAGAACAUAAAACCUCUUUCCUUGUUUGCUGUUCAUCAGGGCACAAAUCAUCACCAUUAUAAUCACUCUCUCCACACCAUUUUCCAAAGACUUAGAAUCCAAAAUGGUCAACCCCUCAAUCUAAAAAUAACUGCUCAAAGCAGAAGGAUAUUUCAUUCCUUCCAACAUCUCUAUAUCUUUUAGUCUUGGGUCUUGUUGACAGUAUGAUGGCUCCAAAGAAGGGUAGAAAGCAUUCUUGUCAAACUUUACCACCCGAUUUACUUAGCAACCUUCCUAAGAAUGCCCUUGAUGGUAUUCUCGUGCGGUUGCCUUUACGAGAGGCUGUACGGACAAGCAUAUUAUCAAAGAAGUGGAGAUAUACCUGGUGUAAGCUUCCAGAGUUGACCCUUGAUGAAACACUCUGGGAGACGCCUGCUGAUGCUGGUAGUUUGAGAUGGGGAAGGGAUUUAACAUUUGUUACAAGUAACUUUACAAAGAUCAUGUACCACAUUUUGACCCUUCAUGCAGGACCAAUUACAAAGUUUACCCUCUCCAUUAGUAUGUUGGUAAGCUGUCCUAAUGUUGACAACUUGAUAUAUUUCCUCUCUAGGGAUGACAUUAAGGAUCUUGUUCUUAGACUCCCGGAGCCAGAAGAUAACCUGUACAAAUUACCUUCAUCAUUUUUCACAUGUUUGCAAUUGAGGCAUCUGACUCUCCAACAUUGUUUAAUACUCCCUCCACCAACAUUCAGAGGAUUUGAUAAAUUAAUUAGCAUGGAAUUAUCUGGCGUUAAAAUUUCUUCAAAAUAUCUUGAAAGUUUAAUCUCUAACUGUCCCCUGCUCGAGCAGUUGGUACUGGAAAUCAAUCACGUUAUGAAGGUCAUUGAAAUUAAUGCACCCAUGCUGAGAUCCUUUGACUUCACAGGCAGUGUAAGGUUUCUCUGCUUAAAGAAUAUUCCUCUUCUGGAAAAAUUUUCACUUGCAGAUUCGGAAUAUGUAGACCGGAAAGAAAGCCAUGAUAUUGUCAAGUUUUUUCGAUCUCUUUCCACUAUCGAGCAUCUCCACUUGGAAUACAUGUGGUUUUCUGCAUGUCUAGGUUUAGACAUACCAGCAAGGCUUCCCUUCAAUCUUAACCGUGUCAAACAUUUUUCCCUGCGUUUUUCUCUGAUAUGCUUGGAUGAGGUUUUAUGUACUCUUUGCCUGAUUAGAAGCUUCCCGUAUUUACAAUAUCUGAAAAUUGAGAUUGUUGGCAAUCACGAUGAAGAUAUUCCUGCUCUAGAAUGUCUUGAAGUGGAACAUUUCUCAGAUGUAACAUUCAAUCACCUCAGGGAAGUUAGGCUAAUAAUGGGUACAGGCUCAAAGCCGGAGAUGCAGCUUAUCAAGCUUUUGUUAGCUAAGUCUCCAUUGCUGGUGAGAAUGCUAAUCGAGGCUGGGAUGUUUGAAGAAUUUGUACCAGCCAGAAUACAAGAGUCCGCUGCAGUCCAAAUGCUAGUUAAGGUAGCCAAAUUUCAGCGUGCAUCACCUACAGCUGAAGUUGACCUCCGUCUAUUCUAGAAUAGUGUAACGUAACAAUCAAACCAUGUUCUUGGCCAAAAUGUUUUGGAAGUUGAACUAGAAUGUUUCUGUAAUAACUUUGUCAUUUACACUGCUUGACUAUUGAUACUCUUGUUUGUUUCAAACAUCAAUGGUAUAGGAAGCCUUUCUCAAAGUA
Messenger RNA from Lycium ferocissimum, 2115 nucleotides. RefSeq names its product F-box/FBD/LRR-repeat protein At1g13570-like. The coding region runs from base 630 to 1958 and encodes 442 amino acids. The transcript is spliced from 4 exons. The record is from RefSeq and is a predicted model, not a curated record. Lineage: Eukaryota; Viridiplantae; Streptophyta; Magnoliopsida; Solanales; Solanaceae. Gene Ontology annotation, molecular function: protein binding.